AUGUAUGAAGUUGUUCUUUACGUAGCACUGAUCUCGCUGUGCUCAUUGAUUCUCGGCCAGUGCACAUCGAAGAAGGCGGCUCCGUCAGUGGCUCCUAUCAAGAUGGAAAAGCACGCGGAGUCGUUGACGGCGACACCGGUGAGCAAGUCCCCAGCUCCCGUGAGCAAAUCUCUGGCGCUGGAAAAAGAUGAGGAUGUGGAGAAGAAAAAGGAAAAGGGGGAGGAAAAGGAGGAAGAGGAAAAAGGCGAAAAGAAAAAGGAGGAUAAGGAGGAGAAAAAGGAUGAUUCGAAGGAGGACAAGAAGGAUGAAGACCAUGAGAAGAAGAAGACGGCCGAAGAAAAGGAAAAUAAUGAGAAGAAGGACGAGAAUAAAAAUAAGAAUAAAGAUGAGAGGAAAGACGAAAAGAAAGAUGAGAAGAAAGAUGAUGAGAAGGAUGAAAGGAAUGACGAAAAGAAAGAGGAGAAGAAGGAUGAUCAGAAGGACGAUAAGAAGGCCAAAUCUAUGAUUUCCGUGGACGCACCCGAGCUGAUUUUCGAGAGGACUAUCACCAGCCAGAAGAAGCUACUCUUGAAAAACUUGACCGCUAAAAAGGUCAUGUUCAAGAUCAAAUGUUCCAGCGUAAACGUAUAUUUCAUCAAUCCAGUUUUUGGAAAAAUUGAUCCUAUGUCCACUGCCGAGGUCACGAUUACUCACCGUCCGUCAGAGAAACAAGAAGAUAAGCUGGUGAUUGUGCCAGCUAAGAUGAAAGGAAAAGAGAUUGAAAUGGCACAAGCGUUCAAGCAAAUCAAGAAGACGGGAUCCGCGCUGACAGUGAAGCUUGUAUCCUCUUGAUUUUAGUAGUCGAGAUAAUUCAAUGAAGAUCACUUUCGAAAA
Caenorhabditis elegans is the source of this 873-nucleotide messenger RNA. RefSeq names its product Major sperm protein (gene K08E3.2). The coding region runs from base 1 to 831 and encodes 276 amino acids. NCBI's taxonomy places the organism in Eukaryota, Metazoa, Nematoda, Chromadorea, Rhabditida, Rhabditidae. The record is from RefSeq and is marked reviewed. The transcript is spliced from 5 exons.